Molecule: messenger RNA, 2733 nt
Organism: Fundulus heteroclitus (mummichog)
Lineage: Eukaryota; Metazoa; Chordata; Actinopteri; Cyprinodontiformes; Fundulidae
Product: adiponectin receptor protein 1
Exons: 7
Coding region: 1-1131 (376 amino acids)
Biological process (GO): adiponectin-activated signaling pathway
Cellular component (GO): plasma membrane
Molecular function (GO): signaling receptor activity
Source: RefSeq, a predicted model, not a curated record
AUGUCAGUCCGAAACGGGUCUGCCAGUGAUGCAGACUGCCAGAUCUCUGAGGACUGCAAUGUCCCAGAUGUUGAGCUGAAGGAGCUCGGCCCACUGCUGGAGGAGGGUGGGGGUCGGCAGGUGCCGUCUAAGGGCGUCCAUCCAGAGGGCGCGGCGAUGCUUGCCGACGAUGAAGAGGAUGAUGAUGAGGUCGGAGAGGUUCUGACCUUGCCUCUUCAGGCUCACCAUGCCAUGGAGAAAAUGGAGGAGUUUGUGCACAAGGUCUGGGAAGGUCGCUGGAGGGUCAUUCCCUUUCAUGUCCUGCCUGAUUGGCUGAAGGACAACGAUUACCUCCUGCAUGGACAUCGACCUCCAAUGCCUUCGUUCAGGGCCUGUUUCGGGAGCAUCUUCAGAAUUCACACCGAGACGGGAAACAUCUGGACUCAUCUGUUAGGGUUGAUCUUAUUCGUUUGUCUGGGCACUUUAACCAUGUUGCGCCCCAACAUGUAUUUUAUGGCACCUCUGCAGGAGAAGGUUGUGUUUGGGAUGUUCUUCCUGGGAGCAGUCCUCUGCCUCAGCUUCUCCUGGCUUUUUCAUACCGUCUACUGCCACUCGGAAAAAGUCUCUCGCACGUUCUCCAAGCUUGACUACUCCGGCAUUGCCCUCCUGAUCAUGGGUUCCUUCGUGCCCUGGCUGUACUACUCCUUCUAUUGUUCCCCUCAGCCUCGACUGAUCUACCUCACCAUUGUAUGUGUUCUCGGCAUCGCUGCCAUCAUAGUUGCCCAGUGGGACAGGUUCGCCACCCCUCGUCACAGGCCAACAAGAGCAGGCGUGUUCAUGGGUCUUGGACUAAGUGGCAUUGUCCCCACCAUGCACUUCACCAUCGAGGAAGGCUUUGUGAAGGCCACCACAGUCGGACAGAUGGGUUGGUUUUAUCUGAUGGGCGCCAUGUACAUCACUGGUGCCGGCCUGUACGCAGCCAGGAUCCCCGAACGCUUCUUCCCCGGAAAGUGUGACAUCUGGUUUCAUUCUCAUCAGAUUUUCCAUGUCCUGGUCGUGGCGGCAGCGUUCAUUCAUUUCUACGGCGUCUCCAACCUGCAGGAGUUUCGCUACGGCCUUGAAGGAGGAUGCACAGAUGACUCUCUACUCUGAAAGGCCCGACUGUGACUUACUUUUUCUUUACAGCUACACCCACAAACAAACAACCACACACAUACACGCAAAAUGCUGCUGGACAUCAGUAUAGUCUCUCUUUGCUCCUUCUGUACUUCUGGGUUGCUUACAUCUUCUUUGGGUUUUAGUGAUCUUUCUGCUUUGGCUCCUUUUUGCUCCAGUAAAGUAGCACUUACUAGCCAACGUUCUACGGAGGGAACCGACAUUACUUAUUACUGUAACUGUCAGAUAAGUGUUAAAGAUAGUGUUUUCAGCUAGGAUUAAAGUGGCAUUUUUAACCAAGUCUGAUAGCCUCUUCAUAGAUUCUCUCUGUUACCCUAAACCUCUUCAUGGUCUGUUACAGUUGCACAAAAGGGUACAGAGGGUAAAAUUAGUGAUGCUAAAGGAGGAGGCACGAACUGCAAGUCACCCCCCCCCCCCCCCCCCUCACUUGCAGGUUAAGCAGAUGGCUGGAAGCCCAACAGCAGCGUGGAGGCUGGGGAGAACAGACACGACUGUGUUAGGAGUAGAAACCCGUACGGAUGUCACCCGAUGUUUGUUUCCUUUGUAUUGGUAUUGAUUGCCCAUGUUUGGCUUCUCAGCAAUAAAAAACGAAAAGGAAAAAAAAAAGAAAAAAGUUGAAUUUCCAAAAAUCCCAUUCGAUGGAAAACUCCAGUGUUUUUAUAUUGUUUUUAAGGGAAAUUUGGAUCGUCUAUCCUGUCACUCCAGAGGAGGAGAGUCUCUAUUGAGAGAAUCAAAUAAAUUCAUUGUUUCUGACGUCUUUGAUGAAGCUAAUCCAAACUUGACGGGUCGCGGUAUUCCGCCUCCUGUCGACAAACAUCCAAAAAACGGACUACUAGUGAACUGUUCAACGCAACAGAGAAGCUCGAGUUGUUUGUAGCUGCUGUGUUUAAAAAGAAAUUAAAAAUAGAGCAACCUAAUUUAGGUUAGACUGGGACAAAGUCUACAUGCCAACACUGAUCAAUUGGGGACAACGCUUCAGUUACACUCUUUAUUGUUACUAGUUCCUGAGCUGCGACCAACGUGCGGAUCUGAAUCGGCGAUCAAAAAUGCAUCUUAGUCAGCUGGAGAUCUUUCUUUUCUGCUUGAUUUCAGAUGUUAAGCGGUGCCGCUGUUUAGCGCACCUUACUUUUAGAGGAUUAAAUUCAUGACUGUAAAUCAUUAAAAGAAGUUUAAACCGUGUUCUGGAUGAUUGGUAGAAACCUUUGCGUAUUCCUGUGCCUUAGGCCAACGGAAAUGUUUUUAAAUAAAACGGCCCAUCUUUACAGUCAAAGGAGCAUCCAGGAUUUGGGUUUUAGAGUUUGUUUUUUUUCCUGGUUUUCCUCGCCAUGUAUACAAUCAAAUCAUUAAUAAAGUUGCAAUUCUGUUGAUAGGUUGUUCACAAUGCUGUUAAGGAUUCCUUUUUUCUAGAUGACCUUAUUCAAGCUUUAUUAUGACGACUAAACAUGAGUAUCCCCUGACUUUGUGUAAUGUUCUGUGUAGAAAGUGAUAAAUCAUACAUUUCUUUGAAAUGUAAAUCUAAAUAUUUAUUAAUGGUAAUAUUGGAAAAUUAUUGUAAUAAAUUCUUUUCCACAUGUAAAA